GGCGUGACCUUGAGGUCCAGAGGGGCCGCCAGCGGGUCCCGCGGUCCCACUGCCAGGCUGCCCGCCCCGGCUGCUCCGCCGCUCUGCGUUUCGAGGAAGGCGGGCGCCGGGUGGGCUCGGUUCGGGCUCCCGGCCCCAGGCGGUGGGUCCCUGGCCGCCCCGGGCUCGUGCAGCAGCUCGGCCACUCGCUCUCGGAGCCCGCGCGGGCGAGGUGUUUGGAUACCGAGGGACAGGGACGGAAGGAUUCUCUCAACAUGAGGCCCUCCCUGCAGGUGGUGGCUCUCUGGGGAAAGAAGGCCCCUUCCCACAGCAUCACUGCCAUCAUGAUCACCGAUGACCAGCAAACCAUUGUGACCGGAAGUCAAGAGGGUCAGCUCUGUCUCUGGAAUCUAUCACCUGAACUAAAGAUUUCAGCAAAAGAACUCCUGUUUGGUCAUUCGGCUUCAGUAACAUGUUUGGCAAGAGCGAGAGACUUCUCUAAACAGCCCUAUGUCAUCAGUGCUGCUGAAAAUGGGGAGAUGUGUGUUUGGAAUGUCACCAACGGACAGUGCGUGGAGAAGGCCACACUUCCCUACAGGCACACUGCAAUCUGUUAUUACCACUGCUCAUUCCGGAUGACAGGAGAAGGCUGGCUUCUAUGCUGUGGAGAAUAUCAAGACAUUCUUAUAGUUGAUGCCAAAACUUUGACGCUUGUUCACACUUUUACAUCGUCUCAGUCUCCUGAUUGGAUCAACUGCAUGUGCAUUGUUCACUCCAUGAGAAUUCAAGAAGAUUCUCUCUUGGUCGUAUCAGUAGCUGGUGAACUCAAAGUAUGGGAUCUCUCUUCAUCUAUCAGCAGCAUUCAGGAAAAGCAAGAUAUCUAUGAAAAGGAAUCCAAAUUUCUCGACUCGCUGAACUGCCGGACAAUACGAUUUUGCACAUAUACAGAGAGGCUUCUAUUGGUGGUAUUUUCUAAAUGUUGGAAGGUUUAUGAUUACUGUGAUUUUUCCCUUCUGUGCACUGAAGUCACUAAAAGUGGGCAGUUCUUUGCUGGUGGAGAGGUGCUUGCUGCUCACAGAAUCAUCAUCUGGACAGAAGAUGGUCACAGUUACAUCUAUCAGCUGCUGAACAGUGGGCUUUCAAAAAGCAUAUACCCUGCUGAUGGAAGAGUGCUUAAAGAGACCAUUUAUCCUCAUUUACUGUGCUCUACUUCUGUGCAGGAAAAUAAGAGCCUUCCCUUUGUCAUGGGCUACAUGAAUGAAAGGAAAGAGCCUUUUUAUAAAGUGCUUUUCUCUGGUGAAGUCUCGGGAAGAAUUACUUUGUGGCACAUCCCUGAUGUUCCCAUAUCCCAGUUUGAUGGUUCCCCUAGAGAGAUACCAAUAACUACUACCUGGACCCUUCAAGAUAAUUUUGAUAAGCAUCAUAUCAUGUCACAAAGUAUCAUUGACUACUUCUAUGGGUUUAAAGAUGGAGCUGGAACUGUGGUGGUCACUUCAUCAGAGUAUGUUCCAAGUCUUGAUAAGCUAGUAUGUGGCUGUGAAGAUGGGACAAUUUUCAUUACGCAGGCCCUGCAUGCUGCGAAAGCAGGUCUUUUAGAAGGCGGUUCUUUGCUAAAAGAUUCCCUUCCUCACAAAGUUCUCAAAGGCCAUCAUCAAAGUGUUAUUUCAUUACUUUAUCCACAUGGCCUCUCUUCAAAAUUAGACCAAAGUUGGCUGGUGUCUGGGGACCGGGACUCAUGUGUCAUCUUGUGGGAUAUCUUUACUGAAGAAAUUUUGCAUAAAUUCUUUUUGGAAGCUGGUCCAGUAACAAGCCUUUUGAUGUCACCAGAGAACUUCAGACUAAGGAGUAAUCAGGUCCUUUGCUGUGUGUGCAGUGACCAUUCCGUGGCGCUCCUGCACCUUGAGGAGAAGAGGGCCCUCUUUUGUGCCCGGAAGCACCUUUUCCCUGUGAGGAUGAUCAAAUGGCACUCGGUUGAGAACUUUUUAAUUGUUGGAUGUGCAGAUGACUCUGUUUACAUCUGGGAGAUUGAAACCGGCACUUUGGAAAGACAUGAAACAGGAGAAAGAGCAAGAAUUAUUCUUAAUUGUUGUGAUGAGUCACAGUUUGUAAAGCCCGAAUCUGUAUUUUCAGUUGCCUCAGAGACACAUAAGCACAAAAGUGUAGAACAGAGAUCCUCCAUCUCCUACCAGUUUGGGCCAAUACCUUGCCCUGGUCUGCAGGUAGAGUCUUCAUGUAAGGUGGCUGACGCCAAGUCUUUCUCAGGUCCUUAUAAUGUCUUGCCUGUGAAGACAAAAUGGAGUAACAUUGGCUUUCAUAUCCUAUUAUUUGACCUGGAAAACCUUGUUGAACUUCUGCUGCCGACUCCAACCUGUGAUAGUGACCAUUCCAAUUCAUUCUAUGGUAGUGAGAUCCUGAGAAGAGCCAGAAGCACAGUAGAGAAGAAAACACUGACACUGAAAAGAAAUAAAACUGCCUGUGGUCCUCUCUCAGCAGAGGCACAAGCCAAGCCUAUCAGUGAAAGCUCAGCCCAAGGAGAUAAUUCCAUAACAUUCUUAGAAGAAAAUGAUGGAAUUAAAAGGCAGAAGAAAAUGAAGAGCUCCAAGAAGACGCACCCUAAGCCAUCAAGAAAAUUUGAUGCCAACCUCAUAAUAGAUGCAGCUAAAUUGCUCCUAUCUUGCCUUUUGCCAUGGGGAGUGGAUAAAGAAUUAGAUAAUCUCUGCAUUAAGCAUCUUAAUAUUUGGAAGCUUCAGGGUCCUGUUUCUUUAGGACUUGCUUCCAAUGAAGAUCACUUCUCAUUAAUGCUUCCAGGUUGGGAUUUAUGCAAUGCUGAAAUCAAAAAAGACUAUUCAAAAGUAAAUUUAUUUUCCAGAAAAGUUUUGGAUUUGUCAAAUAAAUACAUAUCCACUCUUCCAAAUCAGGCUGGGAUGCCAAGAAGACUGGAAAAUAAUUGUGAUUCUUUGCAAGAGUCAAACGCUAUAGUUUAUUUAUUGAGAAGAGUAUUUUUAGUUAACAAAUUAGUUAACAUGCCUGUAGAAUUGUCAUGUGGAAUUGACAGUUCUUUCAAAAUGGAAUCUCUGCAUAACAAGGUGAAAAGUCCUGGGAAUGAUAUUUUGCAUAUUUCAAGCUUCUACAGUUACUUACGAAAUGGUAAGAAUGAAUCCCAUAUACCUGAAGCUGAUAUGUCACUUUUGAAGCUAAUUUCCUGUUGGAGAGACCAGUCUGUGCAGGUAACUGAAGCAAUACAAGCUGUUCUCUUGGCGGAAGUUCAACAGCACAUGAAGACCUUGAGAAAAAUACCAAUCAACAGUCAACCAGAGUCCAAGACUGAGAAUGGUAACUAUGAGAUGAUACAGAUGCGGCCAAAGAUGGAACGGACCGAGGAGAUAGAGUUACAAUGUAUUACUGACAAUUUGCCUCCGCAAACCUCAGCCAGUCUGGUCAAGCAUGACAGCAACUCAAACUCGGCAAACUUCCAAGACAACGAGGACAUGCCUGACAGAUGUGUCGUGGAAGAGUCUGAGAGUCCAGGUGAGCCAGGACAUCAUUCAUGGAUAGCAAAGAUGUGCUUCUGCAAGCUGUGCUAAACUAAAUCUCAUCUCUAGGAAUUGGAUUGGACAAAUGAAGAAACCCAAAACAUGUCAUUUGUUUACCAUUGUAUAUGAGGUAUACUGCUAUUGAUCAAGAAAUUAGGUUGCAGUAGAAUUUCCUAACACUUU
This is a messenger RNA of Hipposideros armiger (great roundleaf bat), 3695 nucleotides long. It is a transcript of the gene WDR72, whose product is annotated as WD repeat domain 72. Gene Ontology annotation, cellular component: cytoplasm. Gene Ontology annotation, molecular function: protein binding. The record is from RefSeq and is a predicted model, not a curated record. NCBI's taxonomy places the organism in Eukaryota, Metazoa, Chordata, Mammalia, Chiroptera, Hipposideridae. The transcript has 20 exons. Bases 255 to 3563 code for a protein of 1102 amino acids. Gene Ontology annotation, biological process: protein localization to plasma membrane.